Molecule: messenger RNA, 983 nt
Organism: Megalobrama amblycephala (Wuchang bream)
Lineage: Eukaryota; Metazoa; Chordata; Actinopteri; Cypriniformes; Xenocyprididae
Gene: pabpn1l
Product: PABPN1 like, cytoplasmic
Exons: 7
Coding region: 179-673 (164 amino acids)
Molecular function (GO): RNA binding
Source: RefSeq, a predicted model, not a curated record
UUAUUUUUUAAUUUCAAAAAAUACAAUCACACCUGUUUCUUCUACUACACUCACUAGCGUUUGAUUAGUAGUCAGGUGUGUUAGUUAAGGGCUGUACCGGGAAGGCUGUUGGAGCUGAUGUUGAAAACCAGCGUGGAUCCUCCAGGAUCUGGAUGCGAUUCAAACUCGUGUGCUGGAAAUGGACGAGUCUGACAUGCAGUAUGAGGUAGAGAGACAGUUUCCCUACAGCCCUCAGGCAGGAUUGUUCUUCAGUAUGACCCAUGAAGAGAGAAUAGAUUCUGACAGGAGAUCAAUCUAUGUGGGAAACGUGGAUUAUGGAGCAACUGCAGAUGAAUUGGAGAUGUACUUUAACGGCUGUGGCCACGUAAACAGAGUUACAAUCCCGUAUAAUAGAUUCACAGGCCAUCCAAAAGGCUUCGCCUACAUUGAGUUCUCCGAGAGGGAGUCGGUGAGGACCGCCAUGACUUUAGAUGAAACCCUAUUCAGAGGGCGUGUCAUUAAGGUAUUGCCAAAAAGAACAAACAUCCCAGGUUUCAGGACUACAGAUUCGAACUUGCGUGGAGGCUGGUCCCGAGGACGGGGUUUCCGUGCCUCGAGAUUUUACAACCCAUUCAGAGGCUGCCACUUCAUUAGGGAAAAUGGACGAGCUCAUCCAUGGGUCGAUUCUUUUUGAUAUUCAUUUUUCUGUUAUCUUCAAAGCACUUCUUGGUGCUAAUUAAAGUACGUUUCAGUAGUUGUAUAAAGGGAGCUCAGUUUAGUAUUAUGAUUAUUUUGUAUGUGUGUUUGUAGCUUGUAUGACACUACAGAAAGCGGAGACUUGAUUUCUAUUGAGUGGUUACUGUUUUAUUUGUAUUUUAUACAAUUUCUUUAAAAUACCAUGCCUGUGGGAGGCUGAGAUGUCUUGUGAAUUUCAGUACUUUGUCUAUUUUUGCUUUUUUCAUGCUUGGACUUCAUCACUGUAAAUAAAAUCAAUAUUAUCACGA